UAACGCAAGGUACGAAGUUUCACAUUUCACCCUCUCCGUGUUGUCCUCCGAUUUCGUUUACAGUUUCUACGACUUUCGCUCUUAUGUUCUGUCAGCAUUUUUCGUGCGGUGUAUUUCACUUAAAGGCUUCUGUGUAGCGGAAUUGGAGAAACAGAUCAAGAACAGAAAGAAAAUGGAUUCCUCAAACCUCACUACGCUUCUCGAAGACGAGACCCCAGAGCAACAAACCCAGCGACCUGUCUCUGCCUUCGCCUCCAAGCCUGAUCGCCCUCCUACUCAGAGUUCGUUACAGAAGUACUCACCGUUGGAUUGGUCGGGCUAUUUUGAUCGAGAGGAUGACAUUAAUAUCCCGGAAACAGAUAAUGUGUUUCAUGUAUAUAUAGCAGGAACAGAAGGGCCAGUUGUUUUUUGUCUACAUGGAGGUGGUUAUUCUGGGCUUUCAUUUGCGUUAGCAGCAAGUAAAAUCAAGGAGAAAGCUCAAGUAGUGGCGAUGGACUUGAGAGGACAUGGAAAGUCUGUGACAGAAAAUGACAUCGACCUAUCUAUUGAGACGAUGUGCAAUGAUGUUUUGGCUGUUUUCAAAGCAAUGUAUGGAGAUUCACCCCCUGCAAUUGUGCUUGUUGGCCACAGCAUGGGUGGUUCAGUCGCUGUGCAUGUUGCCGCGAAGAGAUUGUUACCUAACUUGGCUGGGCUGGUUGUUGUGGAUGUUGUAGAGGGAACGGCAAUGGCUUCAUUAAUUCAUAUGCAGAAAAUCUUAUCAAGCAGGAUGCAACAUUUUUCAAGCUUUGAAAAAGCGAUUGAAUGGAGUGUAAAAGGAGGUUCUCUGAGAAACGUGGAUUCAGCUCGUGUGUCCAUCCCUUCUACAUUAAAAUAUGAUGAUGCAAAGAAAUGUUAUACUUACCGGGCAUGUCUAGUAGAGACGGAACAAUAUUGGAGAGGCUGGUAUGAAGGUCUUUCAGAUAAGUAUCUUUCAUGUCCUGUUCCAAAGCUCCUGCUGUUAGCAGGAACAGACAGACUGGACAGAGCUCUCACAAUUGGUCAGAUGCAAGGCAAGUUUCAAAUGGUGGUUGUCAGACACACUGGACAUGCUAUACAGGAAGAUGUACCUGAAGAGUUUUCUAAUCUGAUCCUGAAUUUUAUCUCUCGUAACCGAAUAGGCCCCCAUGGAGUUGAGAUACCAGGUCUCCGCCGGCCAUCCCAAUCACAACCAUGAACAAGAUGGAUUAUCAUAGGGUGACAACACUCUCCAAGAUGACAGACUGACGGCAUAGCACCAGCAUUUUCUUCAAUAGUUGCACUUUUCGUUCUUCGGAGUUUUAUUUUAUUUUAUCUAUGUUGGCAUGGUGUGGUGGAUAGUCCGUUUGGAGAUGAUGAUCAAAUGACUAUGGUCCAUGGAGGAUAGGACAUGCAUUUUCUGAGAUGUGCCAAAUUUUUUGUAAAUAUUUGCCGCAGAUUUACUUUUCCAGAGGCUCUAUCUUGAUUUGCCUUCAUGGCUACAACUAACUAGUAAAGAACUAUAUAACAUAUUCUGUGUAUGCUGU
Messenger RNA from Juglans microcarpa x Juglans regia, 1541 nucleotides. Its product is annotated as protein phosphatase methylesterase 1. The record is from RefSeq and is a predicted model, not a curated record. Gene Ontology annotation, biological process: protein demethylation. The transcript has 14 exons. Gene Ontology annotation, molecular function: protein methylesterase activity. Bases 173 to 1213 code for a protein of 346 amino acids. Lineage: Eukaryota; Viridiplantae; Streptophyta; Magnoliopsida; Fagales; Juglandaceae.